Sebastes umbrosus (honeycomb rockfish) is the source of this 2850-nucleotide messenger RNA. RefSeq names its product ceramide synthase 2-like. Lineage: Eukaryota; Metazoa; Chordata; Actinopteri; Perciformes; Sebastidae. The coding region runs from base 140 to 1354 and encodes 404 amino acids. The record is from RefSeq and is a predicted model, not a curated record. Gene Ontology annotation, molecular function: sphingosine N-acyltransferase activity; DNA binding. Gene Ontology annotation, biological process: ceramide biosynthetic process. Gene Ontology annotation, cellular component: membrane. The transcript has 11 exons.
CUGAACGACUCGCUUCUUCUGUGGUGAAGUCGUUAGGGAUACAGCCACAUAAAAGACUGAAACACCGUUUAUCAUAGUGGAUUUUAUUUCUUUUUGCCCUCAGGAUUGAUCAGCUAAUUUGCAUAAAGGUGCCUCCAGAAUGGACCUGCUACCUGACGUGUGGAGGCAGGACUACUGGCUUCCUACAGGUGUGACCUGGAGAGACGUGGAGCAGCUGGCUGACUCUGACCGACCACUACCCCUCGACCUCCUCAUAGCUCUGCCCCUUGCGCUGGGCUUUGUCGCCCUGCGCUACGUGUUCGAGAGGUUUUUUGCCCCACCCAUGGGCAGAUGUUUGGGGGUGAAGAAAAGAUUACAGGUGACUGCCGCCCCCUCCCCGAAGCUGGAGUCGUUUUACACCCAGAGGAGCAGACAGCCGACACAGAGUGAAAUUGUUAGUCUGAUGUCGCUGUGUGGCAAAUCCCAGAGGCAGAUUGAGACCUGGUUCAGACUUCGCAGGAACCAAGACAGGCCCUGUCAAACCAAAAAGUUUGGGGAAGCUGCUUGGAGGUUCUUUUUCUACCUCACAGCCUUCGUGGCUGGACUGGCCUGUUUGAUUGAUAGACCAUGGUUCUGGGACUGCAGGGAAUGUUGGAGGCAAUAUCCAAUUCAGCCCAUGGAGAGAGCUCAUUACUGGUACUACAUGCUAGAGUUGGGGUUUUAUGGCUCGUUGCUUCUCCGGAUCUCUGUGGACAUCAAGAGGAAGGAUUUUAAAGAACAAGUGAUCCACCAUUUGGCCACCAUCUUCCUGCUCAGUUUCUCCUACUGCGCCAACUACAUUCGCAUCGGCACCUUGGUCAUGCUGCUUCACGACUCUUCCGAUAUCCUACUCGAGUCUGCCAAGAUGUUCAACUACGGCACUGGCUGGAGGAAAACUUGUGAUGCGCUGUUUGUUGUUUUUGCUGUGGCCUUCCUUGUGACUCGUCUGGUGAUUUUCCCCAGCAAAAUCCUCCACACAACCAUGGUGCUGUCCAUGGAGGUGUUUGAACCUUUUCCCGGCUACUACUUUUUCAACGUCCUGCUGAUGGUGCUGCAGGCUCUUCACAUCUUCUGGGCUGGCUUAAUCUUGCGUAUGGUGUAUAAGUUCCUGAAAGGCAAGCUGGAAAAAGAUGAACGCAGUGAUGAAGAGAGCGAGGUUGAAGAGGAAGAGGAUGAUAAAGGAGGAGAGGAAAAUGUGGAUCAAGGAGAUUAUUGUUGGGAGAGAAGUAAAGACACCCUAAACUCUAAACUGUCUAUGCUGACCAACAGUUGUGUCCUAAACAACUUGACCAACCACAGGGCAUCUGUAGCUGACAGGAUGCGUAAAGCUCAGUAAAGUCUUGAUGAUUUUUUUUAUAUAAAGUCAGUUUUUUUUCAUCCCAAAAUGAAAACAGCCAUGGUUUACAUAUUGAGUGAUAUAUAGAUGCUUAUUACCCUCUUUACUACAGUCCCUGUAUGCUGAUGUCAGCGUGCUUCACGAUUAAUGGAGAGUGAAAUUAGUCAUCAUUAGUCAUUACAAAAGUCUGACAUAGCAGAGGAUAGUUUCGAUCUAUCGACCUCUGGGUUAUGGGCCCAGCACGCUUCCGCUGCACCACUCUGCUACGCACCCCAGAUGGGACUCGAACCCACAAUCCCUGGCUUAGGAGGCCAGUGCCUUAUCCAUUAGGCCACUGGGGCUGAUACGUCCACCAGGGGGGCCGCUGUUGACAUCGUCAUAGUAACACAAGCACUGUAAUCCUUUUUAAGUUACUUUUUCUAUGCACAGGGAUGGUAGUCGUAGUAGUAAAAUCAGGGAAUCAUGAAAGUGUUCAGUGCCUGCCUGAUGUUUCUCAUCAUAGUAGCCGACGCUGCAGACUGUUUACACUGUUUGUCAUACAGCACGUUCACAAAGCACAUGUUUGAAAAUGAAAAAGAGAUUGUAACUAAGAUAUAGCACAAUAGUGAAACAAAAGAUGUCAACUUAGAUAGAUAGCUGAUGUAAGACCCAGUAUAGUCAGAAGAAGUGGUUGUUAAAUAUUGUAAAAAAAAAUAAUUAAAUUGUUACACAACAUGCAGUAGACAUUUAAAAGCAGGAAAUAAAGUCAUACAUUUACUCUUUCUGAGUAUGUCUCUUGUGAUGAUUUAAGACAAUGAAAUAGUUUUGAAAUGUGAUCCAGUACCCUAGACCAUGGACCCCCAUUUGAUAAGAUUUUGUCCCAGGGUCUCACAUUUGAUAGGAUUUUUGCUUUUAAAUGUUUGAUUUCAGAAAGUGUAUGAAAUCCAUGACCAAAACAGUCAUACAUUCUGUCAUUGUGUUACUUAUUGAUUGACUUAUAGGGAAAAUAAAUGAUUCCCUUUUUGACUGGGGACCCCCUUGAACUCCCUCAAGGACCCCUGUGGGUUCCCGGGCCCCACUUUGAAAACUACUGUUAAAUCAUAGUUAUAUUUGAUUCAUUGUUUUAGAACAAUAACUAUUGAGGCUCUACCUUUUAUUCCUUACUGUUAACCUGUUCAUAUUUAUGAACCAUAACGCUAACCUGUUUUUUGGCAUUGCACAUAUUGUAUAUAUAUUUUGGAUUUGCACCUUAUUGUUAUUGUUAUUUUUAUAUUUGCAUUCUGUCCUACUUUGUACUGCAACUGCUGCACAGCAAUAAAUAAAGUUCCAUCUUAUCACAGACUGAAAUCCUGCUGUAUAGCUUCGUCUGUACCACAGUGCCAUCUGGUGGCUCACACCAGGAUGCCACUACAGGCUGGGUGCCGGUGUUAUGUUGAAUAAUGUUCCCCAUUUGAAUAGUGUUUCCCAUCCGUCAGGUUUAGGUAGGGGGAAACACAUAUCGAGUGGAAAGUGGAAAC